This is a messenger RNA of Penicillium odoratum, 1305 nucleotides long. Its product is annotated as camp independent regulatory protein. The transcript has a single exon. Gene Ontology annotation, molecular function: DNA binding. The record is from RefSeq and is a predicted model, not a curated record. The coding region runs from base 1 to 1305 and encodes 434 amino acids. NCBI's taxonomy places the organism in Eukaryota, Fungi, Ascomycota, Eurotiomycetes, Eurotiales, Aspergillaceae.
AUGGAGACUUACUACGGACACGUUCGCACCCCAGCGGACGCUAUCAUCUUAUUCGAGGCCUGUCGCAUUGGUCUGCUGCCACGAGUACAACGCCGUCUUUCGGAGAAGGAGCGACAGUCGAUCAGAUCCGGAUCAGUAUUUGUCUGGGAUGAGCGGGAAGCGGGUAUGCGCCGAUGGACGGACGGCAAAUCAUGGAGCGCCAGUAGAGUGUCCGGCAGCUUUCUCACAUAUCGAGAGAUGGAAGGGAAGCGGGGUGGUGGCAGUGUAUCACAGGGUUCCAUGCCCAGAACAGGCAAGACACCGGAAAGCAGAGGAAGCGACGAGGAGCGAGGUGACGGCACAGACGAAGGUCCUGAUGGAUACCGGUAUAAGCCUGAUGGCUUAAUGAAACAGUCAUUCAGUAUCACGACCUCGACGGGCCAGCACCUUCACCUGAUCAGCUACUAUGCUCGCGCGCACUCGUCUGCCAUGUCUCUACAACAACCCACUACAGAUCCCGCACUGCGCCAUGUCCGCCCCCAGAAGGGUCUGUAUCCGGAGUCAACUGUCAACGAUCAACAAAACUUGCCUGUGGUCACUCGUGGACCUAUGCCUGGAGCUGCGUACCCCAUCACUCCUCAUCCCAUCGGCCCAUAUCCUCGCGCCACCCAUGCGCCUUCAUACCAACAGCCCUCGUACGCAUGGCCUCCAACACCCUUAGCCACACCACCGACAGUGUCGGUCCAUUACGGUCCAGGCUAUCCCCAACUUGUGCCUGGUAACGGUCCACCAUAUGGCCACCCGCAACAUCCACACACACAUCAUGCGCUCCCACCACCUCCCCAUGGGCCGGUCUACGACCGUUCACACCCAGAAGCAAACCUCCCUCCCGGCCCACCACCAGGCUACCCUGGUCGAUCACCUCGCACCAUCCACGAGCCUGCCCAAGGAAGCCCGCGAGGCUACGGACAACCCAUGGCCGAUCCCCGCCUCGCCUCUCCCCGCGUCGUUGCCGCACCUGGUGCACCGUCAAACGGUAUCGCGCAAAGUCCACACAUGUUGAAGCAACAUCUUGGGCCCAUCGGCACUCCACCAAAAUCCGAUCCAGCCGGUCCCCCAGGUGCCGUUCCUAGUAUUGGAAACCUUAUGGCCAGUGCAUCUCUAGCCCCAAUCUCCUCUGGUGGUCCUCCGGGACCGGGAAGUCCCAAUUCCGCUCGUCCCGGUCCCAUGGGCGAAGGUCCCCGCGACAUUCCAAACGAGAAGAUCGGAUUUGGAGGUGAAGAUAUGAGAGCCUUGCGCCAAUUAGACCGUGUGUUCACCGCAUGA